Molecule: messenger RNA, 303 nt
Organism: Ramularia collo-cygni
Lineage: Eukaryota; Fungi; Ascomycota; Dothideomycetes; Mycosphaerellales; Mycosphaerellaceae
Exons: 2
Coding region: 1-303 (100 amino acids)
Source: RefSeq, a predicted model, not a curated record
AUGUCGAAAUACGACGCACCGCAGGGCGCACCUCCAAACUAUCCCCAACAGCACUACGACGCAGGCCCAGCCGCAAACGCAGACUUCUAUCAAGGGCAACAAGGAUACCCUCCACAACAAGGAUAUCCACCGCAACAAGGAUACUACGCUGGGCCACAACCUCCACCUCAAGCGUAUCAACAGUACCCGCCAGGACAACCAAUGCAGUAUGGAGCCCCUCCGCAAGGCUACCCGCCGCAGGGAAUGUAUCAAGAUGACCGUGGAGGAAGAGGCGGAGGUGGAGCUGGAUGCUGUAAGCUUUAA